Molecule: messenger RNA, 1685 nt
Organism: Alexandromys fortis (reed vole)
Lineage: Eukaryota; Metazoa; Chordata; Mammalia; Rodentia; Cricetidae
Gene: Tektip1
Product: tektin bundle interacting protein 1
Exons: 4
Coding region: 1061-1678 (205 amino acids)
Source: RefSeq, a predicted model, not a curated record
UCCCAAGGCAGCAGGGUGGCUCAGCCUGUCGGGAGUCACCAGAAACACCAGGGACACUUGUUGCCACCUGCCUGAACAGAACAGCUUAUCCAUCUGUCAGUCCCAAUACCACACUUGUCAGUGAGGCUGGGCUGGUCCCCAGUGGACAGACAGCUGUGAAGGGUGAGGUCCUAUCUCUACCGAGAAGCUACCACAAGCUGCCGCUGUGGUGGAGGAGGCUCAAAACUGCAAGCAAGCGGGUGUGGUCCAGGCCCCCAUCCACACACUGGGGAAAAGCCUGCGAGGGUCCUGAGUGGCCAGGGGACUUCAGCCCCAAGUGCCCAGAGGUGGCCUUCUGUAGCCUGUGCAGUGGCCAGUUUGCACAAAGUCCCUGGGGCAGGACAGGUCCAGCAGCAUGUUGCAGAGAGGGAGUUGUUUGUGCUGUGGAAAUGACCCCAGAUGGACCCUGGUGCCACCCAAGGGCAGUGAGGUGGCCAUCAAGUACUUUAAGUUGGUUGUGUUGUUUAUUGCAGUAAAAACACAAAACACUAUACUAUCAUAAAAUGAGCUCUGUAACAAUCACUGCUAAUUCCGGGGGCAGUCUCUGACCAAAGGUGCAAAGGCCCAACCACAUCCAUCACGAAUCCACUUCCCUCUGUGGAUCCCUGGGUCACAGACAUUUACUGUCAUGGAGCCCACACUUUGUCCCUCACUGAGUCCCGUGUCCUCGAGGUCCCUCCACACUGGCUGAGUGAUGGUCUAGGCUGUGUCCCCACCGCCCAGCAGAUAGUCCCUGAGCAGGACAGAGACUGGGUAAGGUGGGCAAGGGCAGACUGCCGAGACCCUGGCACAGGGAGGACAUUGUGGGGCAGGGGGAAAGUUGAGGAAAGCCAGGUAUCCCCAGGUAAGGAGCUGGUGAGAGUCCAGAGCCACAAGUCUCACUUCAGUCCUGAAGGCUCCAGUCUCACACCAGGAAGUAGGCUGAGGUCAUGGGGACCAUGGCUGCCCACUUCCCUGUUGCUGGGAUACCUUUGUCCCUGUCAACAAUGGCCCUAGGGCCUCUGGGAACACAGGGGCAGACAUGAAAAACCUGAGGCGGGAGGCUGCCCAGCCCUUUGUCCCCUCAGGCACCCUGGAACUCAACUUUCCCGCCCUUUUAUACAGCAAUGACUACCUGUCCCUGGAGGGCCCCCGUUGGGCACAGGCCGUCAAGCAAGCCGUGCGCUGUAAGUUCGCGCCCAUGGGACAGGACGCAGCCGGCCAGGUGUGGUUCACCGGCCUGACCAACUCGGACCCACGCAAGGCCUGGUACAUGCUGCCUGCUGCGCUUGACAGACCGUACCGCGAGGCCCAUGCGCGCUGGCACGGCUGCUUUGAGAGUCGCCAGCGUGGCCUGCCGCCCGCCUACACGCAGCGCCUGCGGGAGACGGCCUUCUGGGACCCCGUGCUGCCUGCGCAGUAUCUCAGCCCAGGCACGCGCUGGGGGUGCAUGCCGUGGAGGGACAGGCACAUCCGCAGCAAGGAGUUUGUGGUCAACAGGAACCAAUUCGGGGUGGAGCCCUUACGGUCCGACUACGUGCCCCACCUGUCGCCGCCACAGCGGCCGCGCUACACCUCGCAGGACUUCAGGCAACGGGACAGAGAGCGCCCCUGCCCGGCCACCGGCCAGCCGCCCCCGGCCUUCACGCCCGCGCUCUGAUAAAGCC